CUACGGUCCUGGAUUUGAUGUAACUGGCUUACUUUCAUGCCAAAUAUGGUUGCGAAGGAUUUGAGGCCAUUCACGUCAAAUUCCGAGAGCGUAGGGUGGAUGUCUUACUUUCCAAAGCCUGCUUUAGCCUUGGUAGCACCUAAGGGGUUAUAUCUUAGACUCCGGCGUCUCCUUGCUCUCUCUUUCUUCUCUGUUAUCUCAAAUCUCCCCCUUCCUACUUCUUUCUCUCCAUCCCCUCAUUUCUUCUGAUUUAUUUCCAUCUUCCCGCAAAUCCAUCGUAUACUCUUACCUUUGUCCCGUGAACACUACCCAUCUAGUUGUGAAAUACAGCGUCUGAUGACAGACACGAUGGCCAUCUCAAUAAUUGAUACCGCCAGGUAUGGGUGGUUAUCUUACCUCGGUAUCGGCUGUGUGAUUUUCUUUGCCUAUUUCAUUGCAUCGGCCAUUUACAAUCUCUAUUUCAGCCCAUUGGCGAGAUACCCAGGCCCAUUUCUUGCAAAAAUUUCAGCAUGGCCAAAUUUCUACUAUGCCACCACCGGCUAUCGGCAUAUUUGGAUUUGGCAAUGCCACGAGAUCUACGGCGAGGCAUUCCGCUUCAAACCAGAUGGCGUUCUGUUUAAUUCCCCAACUGCUUAUCGCGCUAUAUAUCAAACGAAAGCCAAUACCAAAAAAGGGAAAUUCUACGAAAUCUGGUCACGCAACCCACAGUAUAUUAACACUUUGACCAAGGUCGAUAAAAUAGCCCACGCACGCAAAAGACGGGUCUUAAAUUCGGCAUUCUCCGAAAAGGCGAUACGGUCCGCCGAAACCUUUGUCGUGAAGCACGUUGAUCGCUGGACUGAGCUAAUUAUCAACGAGAAUGAUGGCAAGGGAUGGACAGUUCCCAAAAAUAUGUCAGAUUUAUCAGACUAUCUCGUCUUCGAUAUUAUGGGCGACUUGUGUUUUGGAACCUCGUUCAACCUCAAAGAGGCGGAAGAGAACCAAUUCAAACACAUGCCACAUACCAUUGCUGACUACAUGCGGUUUAUGUAUCCAAUCACUCAAUCUCCUAUCUUGGCGUUGUGGGUUUGGCUGAAACCGAGAGGCCUUGACGGUGUUUUAGAGAUUGCGUCUCCGAAAAACGUCAAAGAUUAUUAUAAAUUCGUGGAUGAAAGUGUUGCUAAAAGACGGAGAGAGGAAGAAAAUCUAGAAAAAUCUGGUGCCGAUGAGAGUCAGGGCCGGAAAGACAUGUUUCACUAUCUCUUCAAGGCGACAGAUGAUGCCGGGAAUCCAGCAUAUUCUGUUGACGAGCUGAAUUCGGAAGCAAACCUGCUUAUUAUUGGGGGCUCGGACACUACAUCAACGAUUAUGACCGGCUUUUGGUUCUACCUCACUAGGCACCCGAGGGUAUAUGACAAGCUUGUGAAGGAGAUUCGCACAACAUUUAAAUCCGCAGAUGAUAUAAAAACCGGACCAGCACUCAUAACCUGCAAAUAUCUGCUUGCUUGUGUAGAUGAGACGCUCCGGCUCUCGCCAGCUGGAACGUCAGAGCUAGCUCGGGAAGUAUUGCCAGGAGGGCUUGAUAUCGCAGGCCAUCUCAUUCCGGAAGGCACUCAUGUGGGAGUUGCUACGUGGACAAUUAUGCAUAACCAGGAGUUCUAUGGCGACCCUUGGGUCUAUAGGCCCGAACGGUGGCUCACGGACUCUGUAACAGGUGUGACCACAGAAGAUGUCGCCCGAGCCCAGUCUUGCUUCAACCCAUUCACUAUUGGGCAGGGGAAUUGUGUGGGGCAGAAAUUCGCCAUGGGAGAGCUCCUUAUCACUUUUGCGAAGACGCUACAUCGGAUGGACGUUCGACUCGCCCCUGGGGAUACUCUGGGUGCAGGUGCUAUAGAACUUGGAUGGGGAAUGAGAAGUAAAGAUCAUAUUACUCUGAAGGACGCCUAUAUCUCUAUAAAAGAUGGACCGAUGUUGCAGUUCCGUCGACGACCUAUUUAAAAAAAAUACAUUUAGAGAAAGUUUUAUGGACUAGCUAGAUCGUAGUAACUCAAAGCCACUCCGGUCUCCACU
Molecule: messenger RNA, 2049 nt
Organism: Pseudogymnoascus verrucosus
Lineage: Eukaryota; Fungi; Ascomycota; Leotiomycetes; Thelebolales; Thelebolaceae
Exons: 4
Coding region: 337-1977 (546 amino acids)
Molecular function (GO): monooxygenase activity; oxidoreductase activity, acting on paired donors, with incorporation or reduction of molecular oxygen; heme binding
Source: RefSeq, a predicted model, not a curated record